Molecule: messenger RNA, 1622 nt
Organism: Nymphaea colorata (pocket water lily)
Lineage: Eukaryota; Viridiplantae; Streptophyta; Magnoliopsida; Nymphaeales; Nymphaeaceae
Product: cysteine-rich receptor-like protein kinase 10
Exons: 6
Coding region: 28-591 (187 amino acids)
Biological process (GO): protein phosphorylation
Molecular function (GO): protein kinase activity; ATP binding
Source: RefSeq, a predicted model, not a curated record
GACGCUGCACACGGCUGUGAAAUUGCCAUGGGAAGUUGCCGGGUGGUCUACGAUACAGAGCUCUUUUAUGAUACCACAACAGCACCAAGCCUACCUCCUCAGUCCAGCUCACCACCUCCACCAAAUUCAAGCCCUCCAUCAAAUGGGCAGCGGAACAAGGAAAGAAAGCUUAUGUUUGUCAUAAUCGCCAUCUCUGUUUUGAUUGUGGUUCUUAUUACUUGCAUGCUUUGUGUCUUUUACUGGCGGAAGAGAGAGUUUUGUUGCAUUGGGAGAAAGAAGAUGAAGCCUAGCGGAUUGCAGAGGAUGGAAGAAGAGGAGGAGGCCUUACAACAACAAGCUGUUAAGAGAGCAGAUGUGAUGGAUGGACUAAGAUUUGAUCUAGCUACUAUCAGAUCUGCCACCAACAAUUUUGCGGCGGCAAAUAAGCUUGGGGAAGGAGGAUUCGGUGCAGUUUACAGGGGCCAACUACCGGAUGGUCAAGAAGUUGCUGUAAAGAGAUUGUCACGCAAUACAGGGAAUGGGCCGAAGCAAUUCCACAAUGAGUGCGGACACUUGCGAAACUUCAAAAUAAAAAUCUUGUCCAGCUUUUAGGAGGCUACAUGGAAGGUGAAGAAAAGAUACUCAUCUAUGAGUAUGUGCGCAUUACUAGCCUGGACAUUUUUCUCUUCGGAGAGCCACCAAAGAGUCUGCAACUGGACUGGGCAAUACGUUCCAAGCUCAUCAACGGAACAGCCAGAGGACUUUUAUAUCUCCAUGAAGAUUCUCGGCUGAGAAUGGUUCACAGGGAUCUGAAAGCAAGCAACGUUUUAUUAGAUGAAGACAUGAACCCCAAGAUCUCAGACUUUGGCACAGCAAGGAUCUUUAACACAGGUCAAACACAAGCAGAAACAAUUGAGAUUAUGGGGACUCGGCAUGGGGAGUUUGGAGGGAGAACAAGGCUAUGAAAAUUGUGGAUCAAAUAUUGGAAGGAACAUGUGACAAAAAUGAGAUAUUAAGAUGCCGCCAUGGUGAAAUCGGUAGACACGCUGUUCUUAGGAAGCAGUGCUAGAGCAUCUCGUUCGAGUAUGAGUAAUCGCAACGACCCAAUUGCAAGAGCGGAGCUCUACCAACUGAGCUAUAUCCCCCGAGCCAAGUGGAGCAUGCAUGAAGGAUCAGAUGCUUCUUCUAUGCAUCCAUAGAGGCCUGCUCUGUGUCCAAGAAGAUGCAUCAAGCAAACCAAAAAUGUCCAUGGUUGUUGCGAUGCUUGAAAAUGGUUCCUUGCUUCUCUCAGCCAUUUCUCCUCCUGCCCCUUCUAUAUGGAAAAUCAGAAACUUUUCUUUGGGACCACAAACGAGCUCAACUAUAUCAGGGACUGGUUCAGAGUUCAGUUCAUCUGCUUAGUGAAGGUUUGAAAUACUCUUGACUCUUGAGAGGAGGAAGUAGAGAUGGCAAUUUGUUCCCUGAUUUUCAAGGCACCGUAUCCUGUUCUGGUGUAUGAGCUGUGAACUUCUUGUUUAGUUUGUCGAAUUCCUGUUCUUUAUUUGUAACAGUUUCAGUAGGACGCAGAGAUGCCUCUUAAAGUGGUGGUAUAAUGUUGUGCAAUACAAUGUUAAGCUCAUAUUGUUCUGAUGAUGAUAUCAAUG